This is a messenger RNA of Exophiala viscosa, 396 nucleotides long. RefSeq lists its product as uncharacterized. The coding region runs from base 1 to 396 and encodes 131 amino acids. The record is from RefSeq and is a predicted model, not a curated record. Gene Ontology annotation, molecular function: ribonuclease P activity; ribonuclease MRP activity. Gene Ontology annotation, cellular component: nucleolar ribonuclease P complex; ribonuclease MRP complex. Gene Ontology annotation, biological process: nuclear-transcribed mRNA catabolic process, RNase MRP-dependent; intronic box C/D snoRNA processing; tRNA processing. Lineage: Eukaryota; Fungi; Ascomycota; Eurotiomycetes; Chaetothyriales; Herpotrichiellaceae. The transcript has a single exon.
AUGACGACCGCAAAAGCAACCCAGCGUGAGUCUACCACGACGGCAUUCACUAUGAGAGAUCCGCCAUACGCAUACUUUCAACUCUCAUCAAGAUCGCUUUCCCCUCAGGCCUCGCAGGGCUUGGACGACAUUACAGCCCGCUCGUACCUCACAGCAGCGUUACAACAGUAUCUGGGCUUGACCGGCGUGGCUAUCCCCGUCGACAUCCUGAAAACGGAGGAAUUUAGCGUCUGGAUCAGAGUGCCGCGAGAUGAUGAAGCCGCGGUCACAGCUGCGGUGAGCCAAUGGGCUUCACAGAAGGGGGUGAGUCUGAAGAUCGACGCAAGAGGGAGCUGGUUAGGCGGAGUGGUUGCCAGGGGAGGAAGAGACGCGAAGCUUUGGACUUUGGAGCGAUGA